Molecule: messenger RNA, 571 nt
Organism: Centropristis striata (black sea bass)
Lineage: Eukaryota; Metazoa; Chordata; Actinopteri; Perciformes; Serranidae
Product: ubiquitin-ribosomal protein eL40 fusion protein-like
Exons: 2
Coding region: 108-362 (84 amino acids)
Molecular function (GO): protein binding
Source: RefSeq, a predicted model, not a curated record
UAGAAAUAACAAACACCCUGUAUUUUAGCUUUCGCUUCUUAUGCAUCGGGGUGGUUUGCACCUGAACCAAAUUAAACAAACUCCUCAUACAGUCCUCACUGAGAAUAAUGAAAUUUCAGCUGAACGUAGUUGGACCCACAGGAAACGACAAGAUCGUCAAUCUGUGCGACACUGAGGAGGAGAUGAAGCUUUUCACUGUGGAGCAACUAAAAACGGAAAUUACUGAACAACUAGACAUCGAUGAGGACAUCCGAAUGGUCUACGGAAACAAGCAGCUGGAGGAGUCAUCCCUGCUGAUCUCCUACGGGAUCCAACACCUUUCCACCAUCCACACCGUGGUGAAGCUGCCCGGAGGCGUCUGACGCGAUGAAGAAGCAGAAAAAAACCAAACAUCUGAGAUUCUGAACUACUCUGCCACGAUCCAACCAAAAAUCAUAAAACAUUGCAUUUUAAUGCUGUCCUUGUAGAUGCACUUUAUCAUAUGCCUGAAUAAAUGUCCUAAACAUACUGACGUAUUUCACAGAAUUUUAUUUUUGAGGGGUAGUCCUUUAUACCCUUUUAUUUUAUUUAU